Molecule: messenger RNA, 5847 nt
Organism: Homarus americanus (American lobster)
Lineage: Eukaryota; Metazoa; Arthropoda; Malacostraca; Decapoda; Nephropidae
Product: ATP-dependent translocase ABCB1-like
Exons: 26
Coding region: 1015-5199 (1394 amino acids)
Biological process (GO): transmembrane transport
Cellular component (GO): membrane
Molecular function (GO): ATP hydrolysis activity; ATP binding; ABC-type transporter activity
Source: RefSeq, a predicted model, not a curated record
GUACUGAUGAAGUUUUCAGUAGAGACACAGCGCUUAGUUACAGAGACUUACACAUACAGAUUUUAAUCCCGUCAAGUUGUAGAUCAUUAAGCAAAGGUUAGAACAAUGUGAGAGUCAAUGUUAAGCGAUGAAUGUGGAGUCUGGAAGUAAUGUUGAAUGUUUGAGAGACAUUUGGUGGAUUGGUAAAACAGGACUAGGAAGAGCAGUCACAGCACCUCUCCCCACCUCCGCCCGCCUUAACUGGACAGAUGAACCGUUGUAAUAGUUGAAUACACGAGAGACCGCCAGCCACUGUACCACACCAACGUGAAUAAAAGAAGAGAUUAAUCGAUGUAUAGAUUAUUGAAAGAUGAGAACAAAAUAGAUUCCAUGACGAGAAGACGAGCUGGAGCUUGAUAAUAACAGAUGUACAUUAACUCAGCAUCUAUAACAAUGCCAAAGGAUGAUAACUGAGGUCUUUAGUUUAUAGCGACGUUUCUACUGUAGGGUUGAGAAGCGUAGUGUAGUGGGUGACUCAUCAUCAACGGGUGAGCGUGGAUAGGUCCCCUGGUGGUCCUUCCUUAACUAUUAAAUAGCAACCUUUACGUCGCCGUCACCAUGGCAACCACCACGUCACUAAUGCGAGAAGGUAAACAAAGAGUUGGAAAAGGUCAACGUCACUGAACUGGGGUAUCAAAGUGACGGUAUUCCUGUGACCUUUAAGGAUGAAUCUUGUGGCCGUGUUAGGUUUAAUUAAUUAACAUGGAGGAAAAUAUUAUAAAGGUCCACGGGAGAAGAGAGCAGAGGCCCUUAACGCAGACAGAUCGACGCAGAUUCCUAAUUUGGACGCAAUAACCCGGCAGGGGAGCACCGCGCUACACAUCAACACCGACCUCCACAGUUUAAUACACAUUUAAAAUAAAGUUUAAUUCAAUUGAGGAGUGAGAAUGGUCUACCUCGCGGAGAACAAGUACAGACCCAGGCAGUAUAUGAAAAGACCUUCAGCACUCAGUAUGGAGGAGUCACCACUACACAAUGCAGCUGUUUUAUACAUCGCUGAAGACUGUACUGCACACCAUCACUGCCACAAGGAGGUUUAACAUUGUCAGGCCUAAGAUGGUAACUGAGGACUCUAAGGACACUAUCACCAACGGCAUUAGUCCAGGGAGGAAAUUUAUCAGCAACGGCCUCGGCAGACACACUAAGGUCGACGUCCAGCCCAUAAACGGGUAUGAAUCAGACACAACGGAGCUCGUGAAGACAAGUGAGGACAACAAUGAUGACAAGGAAGAACAAGAGACGAAGGAGGAGGAGAAGGACAAGGAGAAGAAGCUGCCCCCAGUCCCUGUGUUCCAAAUGUUCAGGUACAGUACUGCGUCAGAGAGGUUCUUGAUGGUGAUCGGGGUGCUGGCGGCCGUGCUGGCGGGGGGUUGUAUGCCAGCCAUGUUUAUCCUCUUUGGGAGGAUCGCUAAUGCCUUCGUGUACAGAGAGAUCACCUCCAAACUCGACGCAGCAAACGUCACCGAGUUGUGGCAGACCAUCCUCAAAGAGAACCCUCAGUAUGCCAACCACAGCAUGGAGAAGGUCCUGCAGCAGAUGGAGGAGGUGUAUGGCGGGAACGGAGACUUCAUCGGGGAGGUGGUCACGUUCGGGGUGGGCACCAUCAUCGUGGGCGUGAUCCAGCUGCUGGCGGGUUACAUCCUCGUCGCCGCCAUGAACUACGCUGCGGAGGGCCAGGUGUACAGGUUGAGGGGGAGGUUCCUACACAGUAUCCUCAGGCAGGAGAUCGGAUGGUUCGAUACCCACAAGACCAACGACUUUGCGAGCCGAGUAACCGAGGACCUGAGCAAGAUGCAGGAGGGGAUGGGAGAGAAGAUCGGGUUGUACAUCUUCUUCAUGGUCAACUUCCUCUCCUCGGUGAUCAACGCCUUCGUCCACGGUUGGGAGUUGACGCUUAUUAUUCUCACCGUGUUCCCGGUCCUCGGUCUAACCACUGGUCUCAUAGCUAAGAUACAAGCUAACCUGUCGACGGUGGAGAUGGAGGAGUACGCGAGGGCUGGCAGUGUAGCGGAGGAGGUGAUCUCUGCCAUCAGGACUGUGGUGGCCUUCGGUGGCGAGCAGAAGGAGACGGAAAGGUAUGACGCUAACCUGGUACACGCCCGCAAGGCAGGUGAGAAGCGCGGGCUGGUGGGCGGCGCGGGUCUGGCUGUCAUGUGGUUCAUCAUCUAUGCCGCCUACUCCCUGGCCUUCUACUACGGCACUGGCCUCAUCCUUGAGUCGAGACCUCCUGAGGGUGACGGAUCCUUUGACCCCGGGCGACUCUUAAUUGUGUUCUUCAGCGUGUUGAUGGGAGCCAUGACAGUGGGUCAGGCGGCGCCCUAUAUGGAGGCCUUCAGUGUGGCCAGGGGAGCAGCGGCCACCAUCUUCGACAUCGUGGAGCGAGAGUCAACCAUUGACCCCAGCAGCACCCUGGGACACACGCCAGCUACCAUCAGGGGAACCAUCGUGUUCCAGGAUGUCUACUUCAACUAUCCUUCCCGGCCCGACGUGGAGGUCCUGAAGGGCGUGAGUCUGCUGGUAGAGCCGGGGCAGACGGUGGCGCUGGUGGGGUCCUCGGGCUGCGGCAAGUCCACUUGUGUCCAGCUGGUACAACGCUUCUACGACCCUCUUAGUGGAGACGUGUUGCUGGACGGGCAGCCCAUCAGAGAGCUGAACCUGGGGUGGGUGAGGGACCAGGUGGGGGUGGUGGGGCAGGAGCCGGUGCUCUUCGCCACCUCCAUCGCCGAGAACAUCCGCUACGGCAAGGAGGACGCCUCCAUGAUGCAGGUUCAGCAGGCCGCCAAGGAGGCCAACGCCCACGACUUCAUCAUGAGGCUCCCCAAGAAAUACGAGACCCAUGUGGGGGAGCGGGGCGCCCAGAUGUCAGGAGGACAGAAGCAACGCAUAGCCAUCGCCCGUGCGUUAGUGCGUCAGCCGCGGAUCUUACUGCUGGACGAAGCCACGUCUGCUCUAGACAACCAGAGCGAGGCAGUAGUACAGCAGGCCCUAGACAAGGUUCGACUCGGACGCACUACCAUCAUCGUCGCCCACCGCCUCACCACUAUCAAGACGGCUGACAAGAUCGUGGCGUUUGAUCAGGGUAAAGUAGUGGAGGUGGGGACUCACGAUGAACUGAUGGAGAAGGAAGGACUCUACUAUAACCUGGUGACGGCACAACUCGACCCAAAGGAACUGAGUAACGAGAAGGGUACCGAAGAGGAGGCGCCAACACAGCCGACGGAGACAGAGAGAGAGGAGAAGGAGGAGGAGAACAAUGUGUUGUCGAAGAUCUACCAAGAGAUUACUGAAGACCUCAUCACCAAUUCCCCUGUGCCAGUGCCUCGUAGUCCCACCGUCAGGCACUUCCUCAGUAACCACCGUCAGCUCUCCUCCAAGUCCCUAGAUAAUAAAGGUGAGGGAGAGGAGGAGUCGAUUGAUGUUCCCAUAACCAAGAUCCUUCAGAUGAACUCGUCAGAAUGGCCCUUCAUCCUGCUGGGUGUCGUGUGCUCCGCUCUUCAGGGUACCUCCAUGCCUCUCUUCGCUAUCCUCUUCGGCGACGUCCUAGGGACACUCUCAAUAGCCCGGGCAGACGAGGCGAGGAGAGAGGCCAACUUCUAUUCCCUGCUGUUCCUUCUCCUCGGUAUGGGGAUAGCCGUAGCCUCGUUCUUACAGGUAUAUAUGUUCUCACUGUCUGGGGAAAUCCUGACGGCAAGACUUCGCAAAAUGACCUUCGCCGCCAUGCUUCGUCAGGAGAUAGCCUGGUUUGACAAAGAAAGGAACUCUGUAGGUGCCUUGUGUUCACGUCUCUCAGGGGACACUUCUGCUGUACAAGGGGCUACAGGAUCCCGGGUUGGUACGAUCGUUCAGUCCGUGACCAUGCUGGGUAUCGGUGUGGGCUUGGCUCUUUACUAUGACUGGCGCCUUGGUCUGGUCACCCUCCCUUUCGUACCCUUUGUCCUCACCGCCGUCUACCUCCAAUCUAAGAUACUCACCGGCCAGAAUGUCACUGAGUCAAAGACCUUGGAUGAAGCGGGCAAGCUAGCGGUCGAAGCCAUCACCAACAUCCGGACAGUGGCGUCGCUGCAUAAGGAGGAACACUUUGCCCAGCAGUACUCCCAGGUGCUCUACAGCCCCUACAGGCAGGCGCUGAAGAAGUCACACGUCAGAGGCGUGACCUUCGGCAUAGCUCAGGCCGUCCCGUACUUCGCCUACGCCGCCACCAUGCUCUACGGAGGCUACCAGGUGGACAGGGGUCAACUGAGUUACCAGAGCGUCUUCAAAGUAGCUGAGGCGAUGAUCCUAGGCACGAGUAUGGUGGGCCAGACAGUGGCUUUCGCUCCUAACUACACCAAGGCCAAGGUAGCGGCUGGCAAGAUCUUCUCACUGCUAGAGCGGGUCCCUGCCCUCACCACCUCCCCAGACGUCGGACGCCAGCUGACUGACGGAGUGAAAGGCAUCCAGCUCUCUGACGUCCAUUUUACGUACCCGAGCCGUCCCGACGUGGCUAUCCUCAGCGGCCUGGAUGUGAGUGUGGGGAAGGGACAGACACUCGCUCUAGUAGGCAGCUCUGGGUGUGGCAAGUCGACCAUUAUCUCACUCCUAGAGAGAUUCUAUGACGCUAAGGCUGGCAAAAUGAUCAUCAACGGAGAGGACCUGAAGAGCCUAAACGUGGGGUGGGUGAGGAGUCAGCUGGGUCUAGUGUCUCAGGAGCCAGUUCUCUUCGACCGCACCAUCGCCGAGAACAUCGCUUACGGAGACAACAGUCGAUUUGUGAAUCACGAUCAAAUUGUCUCGGCUGCCCAACAAGCAAACAUCCAUUCCUUCGUUGAGUCUCUCCCGGAUGGUUACGAGACGCGUGUGGGAGCUAAAGGGACACAGCUCUCGGGCGGGCAGAAACAGAGGAUAGCCAUCGCCCGCGCCCUAGUCAGGAACCCCAGUGUGUUGCUCCUGGACGAGGCCACCUCCGCCCUCGACACUGAGAGCGAGAAGGUGGUGCAGGAGGCGUUGGAGAAGGCACAGGAGGGACGCACCAGUAUCGUGAUCGCCCACCGCCUCUCCACCGUCCAGGGAGCUGACACCAUUGCCGUGGUACAGGGAGGGAAGGUGGUAGAGUCUGGCACACACGCUACUCUACUGCAGCUUCAAGGACACUACCACUCCCUCUACCAGACCACCAACUGAAUGUUUUAUGUGUAUACUAGGUAAAUACUUAUAUAAACACACAGUCAUAUUACACACACACACACACACACACACACACACACACACACACACACACACAAUUACUGACAACCUCAAUGAAUCCUAAUAAUAGAUACUGCCCGAGUCAUAAUCACACAAUCAUCAUAAAAAGUCACAUCUCGUUUGUGGGCAGCAGCAGCGGGCGACCAAAGCGCCGCCCGAGUCACUCACUCUUGCAGCAAUGGAAGAUGUUUACGAAAUUGACCAUGUGAAACUGUCAGGUUAUCAAUAUUUUCUUCUGUGCUCUUAUUUAUUUACCAAUCUGUUAACUAUCUGAUUGAGAAUAUCUAUUUAUAAUUCCGGAUAAAUCAGAAGUACAACUUAACAAAAACCCAGACCUACAUAAGACCCCCCCCAUGCUCUCCUCUCAAUCCCAGACCUUCAUAAAAUAUCACGGUGUGAAGGUGUGGGACAACUUACCACCACCCAUUCAAGGAAAACUACACCCCCUUUUCUGAAAUCACCCCCUGAAAUGUUUGUAUCGCCCCCAUAAGAACAUAAGAAUGGAGGAAACUGCAGCGGGCCUAUUGACCCAUACUGGGCAGUCCCGUUUACACCCAACCCCUAGUGCUCAUAUAAGCAUCCAAC